Messenger RNA from Scatophagus argus, 9502 nucleotides. RefSeq names its product lysine (K)-specific demethylase 6B, a (gene kdm6ba). Gene Ontology annotation, cellular component: MLL3/4 complex. The record is from RefSeq and is a predicted model, not a curated record. Gene Ontology annotation, biological process: regulation of gene expression; heart development. NCBI's taxonomy places the organism in Eukaryota, Metazoa, Chordata, Actinopteri, Scatophagidae. Bases 1181 to 7840 code for a protein of 2219 amino acids. The transcript has 27 exons. Gene Ontology annotation, molecular function: RNA polymerase II cis-regulatory region sequence-specific DNA binding; histone H3K27me2/H3K27me3 demethylase activity; chromatin DNA binding.
GCCUUUCAACGGGGACAGAAGGGAAAGAGUCUCCGUUUCAAUGGAAUAAAAACUGCGCAAUUUCUUUAAGGACUGCCUGCUCUGAUCGUAAGGGAUCGUUCCUCUCUAGGAAAUGGAUAUCAGUUGUGUUUUUGGAUGACAGGGGAAUUCGUGCCCAUUGCAACCCCCGCUGUCUUGGAGGCUACAGGAGCUGGUGAUUUUUUUUUGAUUUUUUAUUUAUGUAUUUAUUUUUCAACCAGAUGGUCUUAAGAGGGGGAAACGAGCUGUGCAAUCAUUUAGAAAGGCGAUAUGACUAUGCAGAGAUGCAGGAUCAGUGAUGAAUCUAUCCGUCAUGCCUUGCCCAUGGGCGAACACAUCCACAUUUUCUCAUCCUGGGCAGUGAUCUAUCUGCGUGUACAGUGCUCCCGGUGUCGACGUUUGCACCUAAACGCGUUAUGGAUGUUGAAUGGGGGUUUCAUGUUUUUUUUUGUUUUUUGGGGGAGAGGGCUUUUUGGGGGCUGCGUCAUCCGUGGCGGGGAGAGGAGAUGGACUGCUUUGCAGAUUUUCCACUAUUACACUGUUUUAACAGCGAGAGUCAGCACGGCACCUCCCCAGCGCAUUUUGGAUUGCACAUAAAAGAAGAAAUGAGGAACAUGGCCAAGUGCCCUUGUGCUGUGUUUGAUGGGCCACCGGCACCUGACUGAAGUGAAAUGUCUCACCUGAUGGUCAGCACCUGCACGAGUGUUAAAUCACUCAGCCUGUCAUGAUGGACUGCACGCUCUGGGAAUGGAAAACGCUGAUGCCAUUCUUCAGUGAUGGGAAGCCAUCUGCAUUUGGCUGCAAGCACCCACCUAUCCAGGUACAGGCAAUAUCUGGCCCACCCAGUUACAGCCAGUACACAGCCAGAGUGUGCCCAGCAGUGGCAGGAGGUGGGACGUGUCAUGGUUGCCUGCUGAAACAGACAGACUGCAUUACCCAUGAUCACCAGGUUGAGGAGACCCCAGGGAGAUGAUUGGCAGCCGAAGCUGAGACUUAACACAACUGUGAAUCAAUAACUUGGUGCUACUCUAAAAGCCAGUAGGCUUUGGGGUUCUUGGUGCUAAAGCCAAAGGAGUCGGACUGUACAGAUAUUCUCAGUGUUGGAGUGAGGCCCUCUCUGUGCUGCAGUGGAGGGCUUCACAGACACAGCUAGUUUGGCUGGAUGCAUCACGCAGUAGAGCAGUUUGGUGGGCGUGGCACACGGGAUUCCUUCCCUCUGGACGGACACAACCGGGGACCAUGGGCUCCCGUGGGCGGCCGCGCCUGGCAGCCACCUGCCAGGUGUUCGCCUGGAAUGAACCAACACCAACUCCUCUCCCAUCUACCUCCUGGCCAUAUGGGCGGACUGAACCAUGCCAAUAAAUUCUUUAGUAAUGGGCCCAUGCGUGGAAGUGAGAAGCUUGAGCUCCCACAGUCAAUGUUACCAUGUCUGCAGAGGGAGCAGCAGAGACCUCCUCCACAUCAUCUUCAUCCUCCACCUCCCCAUAGAGCAUGGGAGCAACUUGGUCAGCUGUAUGAUUCCCACCUCCCUCCUCAAGGACAUCCUGUUGUGCCCCUGCCCAAUGAGCAUUCACUACGUCUCCAUAAUGGAGGCUAUGCAAACAGCGGUGGGCCUCCCCACAACCCCCAUCAUCCCCUGAACAGGCCAAACCAACUGCUGAAGUUUGGGGGUCCUCAGGAGCAACAUGUCCCCCGGGGUCCACCAUUGCUGGGAGAUGAGAUGUGGGCUCAGGUGCACCAGCAGAGGGGUUAUCCAGGGAAGAUGCUAGGGGGUCAGCUGAAGAGACCGGGCCCUCCACUGGGAGAGCACUCUGUUAUCCAGCACACUCCACCGCCUUCGCUGCUCCCACCCUCUCGCUCAGCUGCAGAGGACUGUCCCAGCCCCAGCAAGAGGAAAAAGAGUUCAGAUCAGGUAUCACAUGCUGGACUGCAGCGUUUCCCUGGCCAGUCCAUGUUAUCUCAGCACCAAUCGUUGGCCCACCCCCUCCCCCCAAAACCUGCCUUUUGGAACCCUCUUCACAAGAACAACAGCACUCCCUGGCAGCCCCACUCCUCUGACCGCAAGAACCCUCCAAUGCAAGAGUUCCAGGAAAACAAUAAACAAGGAAUGGGCAGCUACACCCAAAAGUCCUCUCCUGCUUCUUCCACGCCUUCAAACCUCUCCCCUCUACCAAACUCCUCACCAGGAAGCUACAACCAGGGAUGUGCUCCUCAGCUCCAGAAAGACACAUUCCAGUCUCAGGUUGUUAACCAGCAGUCCCCUCACUCCUCCUACCCCAGCCCCAGCUCCAAACUGGGGCUAGCUCCACCCUGCCAGGCCAUGGAGGCUCAUGGUCCUCAUAACCAGAGAAGCCCCCUCAUCGGGAGCCAAGGUGGCAGCCAAGCUACCUCUCAUACUGGAUCUAACUCAACCAGGGGAGACCGAGAUCAACACCUACAUGCCCAGUCGUCACCAGCAAACCCUCCUGCAACCAGCAACAACAGUGGCAGCAGCAGUAGUGUGCCUUACAGCCACUUCCAGCCUCACCCAGGGCUGGGGCACCAGGGUUCCCCUCCUCCACUUCCUCCUGCCAGCAGCACCUCAGUACCUCAGCAACAGCAAAGUGGACCCCAUGAGGCCUGGAGAUACCAGAGCAGGCCCAGCAGUCACUCCUUAGAGUCGGGCGUCUACAGGCCUCCAGGACUGCUACCUCAGCACCAGCAGAGCCACAAUCAGGUCGUGGAUAGUCGGGUUCCAGGCUCCUCCCAACAUCGCCAUCAUGUCAGCCCUCCUUUGCCCCCAACCAGCUCUACUCCAACAUCUGUCAUCACCCCCAAUCUUCCCAUAUCGCAGGCCUCCUGCUCCGUUGGCAGGAAUCGUGGCAGCUCUAGAAGUGUAAAUAUGGCCGGUGACUCUGCACUAACCACAUCACCCCCUGCUAGUUGCUCUGUGAACAGUGGCAGCAGUAUUAACAGCUGGCAGAGAGGAAGAGAGCCAGUGCCCCAAACUUCCGCCAGUGGCAUCACUAGCCCCGCCUCUCAGCUGGAUGCUCUGCUGCAGCCAGGGUGUCCGAGAGAUCACGCUGUCACCAGAUCUCAUCAACAGGGGCUGCCCAGACCACAACGAGAGGGACCCACCAAGUCCCAGCCCUUGAAGGGCAAGACGUCAUACUACACUCAGGCUGAACUGGAGCGACCCCCCGCAUUUUCCACAUCAUCAUCGUCUUUGUUCUCCUCAGGGCACCAGAGGGCAGGAGACAGUGUGAUUACAAGCAGAGCUUCAAAUCCUCUUCCUAGCUCUCCCACUACAUACUACCCAACUCCUCCUCGCUCCACUGUCCGCUCUGCCUCAACCCAGGUGUACUCUCAGUCCCAGAUUCGACCACCAACUUCAACCUCUGUCCCUCAGUCCAUCGAAGAGGCUCUAGACAAGCUUGAUGCAGAGCUAGAGGGUCACAUGCAAGCUGAAGAAAGGAAGAAGAGGGACAGAGAGGAGCGGGAAAAAAGAAUGAGAGAAGAGGAGAGAAAGAAAAAAGAGUGGGAAAUGAGACAAAAGCGGGAUGAGGAGAGGAAGAGGAAAGAGCUGGAAAAGGAGGAGGAGGAGAGAAAAAAGAAAGAACUGGAUAGACAGGAGGAGGAAAAGAGGAGAGAAUGGGAGAGGCAGGAGCAGGAGAGAAAAAAGAAGCAAGAAGAAGAGAGGAGGAGGAGGAGAGAAGCGGAGAGGCUGGAGGAAGAGAGGAAAAGGAGAGAAUGGGAGAAGCAGGAGGAGGAGAGGAAAAAGAGAGAUUGGGAAAGGAAGGAAGAGGAGAGGAAAAAGAGAGAAUGGGAGAAAAAGGAGCGAGAAAGAAAGAGGAGAGAGUGGGAGAGGCAAGAGGAGGAGAGGAAGAAGCAAGAGGCAGAGAGGCAGGAGCUUGAGAGAAAGAAGCGAGAACUGGAGAGGCAGGAGGAAGAAAAGCAAAAACAGAGAGAGCUGGAGAGGAAAGAGGAGGAGAGAAAGAGGAUGGCGCAAAAGAGGGAGGAGGAACUGUGCAGUUCAAAAGGCAAAGAGCAGACUGCUAUUGAAAAUCUGGAGAGACUCCUCUCUGCCAACACUUACCCAACACCCCCACCUCCUCGCCUGUCUGCUGUUAACGUACCUCCUGCAGGUCCAUCUCCCCCCAGCUCCCAAGCUUCACCCCCCUACCCUUGGCUAAGCCGUGGAGGCUUACUCCCUUGUCCACCAGGCCAAACACCCACCACCACUACUCCUAUAGAAAGGCUGCGGCCGCCCCCUCUUACACCUCAGACUGAACAUGCUAGAGAAAAGCAGAGGCAGAGGGAGAUGUGGAACAACAACGGUGGAACGACUUUCAGUCCCUCAUCAACACACAAUACCUCAGGGAUGAAUCAGUCGGUAUACCCCAACAAGCCCCCUGCAAUGCAGGCUGCACCUAACCAAUCCAAAGACUCAGCUAGGGAAAGAGACAGCAGCCAAAACUCUCUCCCUACCUUGGCACUAAGAGAGCCCCCCAAACUGUAUCAGGCCUUUCCCAGAGAAAACCCACCACCACCACCACCUUUAUCCUCCACCUCUACAAGGGGAAUCCUCAACAAGCAGGUGACAGGAAGCAGUUUGCAAAAUGCCAGCAGCUGUGGCACUGACUCUGACAGUGCUCAGUUUGAGGAAGAGCCAUCUGAACUGUCCACACUACUCCCUGAUGGUCUGGCUAACAUCAUGGCCAUGCUGGAUGAAUCUAUCAAAAAGGAAGAGGAGAUGUAUAACAAUGAAAAGACUGGGUCCACAUGUCUUCUUGACAGCUUUUCCCCUAGUGUCCAGCCUAUCAAGAGCUACCUGUGUGCCCCAGACCUCAUUCCAGCAACAAAGCAUCAGCCUAACCAGGACGACUUCGGAUCCAAUCUGCAUGCCAGCCCUCCUGUCCUUAGCCGCCAAGGCUCUUUGGCAUCCCCCUGCAGCCGAACGUCUUCUCUCAAUGAGGAGGAUGAGGACUACCUUAAACCCUCUCCAAAUGUCCCUCUCAACCCUAAACAGUCAAUGGACAUGGGAAUAGGGGUAGGAAACACCAAUUACCGCCACAGUGACCUGGCUAAACUUUAUGGCUUCCCUGAGCAGAGUAAAAGUGAGAUUGAUGAGGAAGAUGAGGACGAAGACUCUGAGACCCCAUCAUGUUCUCCACCACCCCAAAGACCCCACCUCCACCAAACAGGUGUGAACAGCAUGUUCAAGUCCCUAGCAACAGUCCUUGAGAGCCAGAAGUAUGCUUACCGGGGUGGGCCUUUUGGGAGACCUCCUCCAUCAGCUCUGGUUGGGGUCAAAUAUUCCUCUUCACUGUCACUGGGUCCUGACAUCUGCCCCCAGCAGCAAGGUAGUUCUCCCACGUCAGAUUCAACCAAUCCACCAUUCAGUCCAGCUGUCCCACCUUUUAAGUCCUCUCCUUCCCUGCUAGAGGACAAGAAACUGAAAAUAGAGGAUGCUGAUGUUUGGAGGGAUGAGGGAACAGAGGAAACAAUAAACUCUAGCAAAGGGGAGAGGAUUCCUGCUAUGAAUCCUGUUAAGGAGGAGGAAGUACUGACAACCAUCUCUGCGUCUUCUCUGGCAGAAUUGGGCAAGAGCUGCGAGGUCAUGCUUAGUCGACAGUCACUUCCGAACAAGAACUCCCUUGGUAAAUCCGACGGCAAUGGCAAAGCGGAGGACAGACACAAGCCUGAGAAAGUAAAGGAACACAGAGAGAAAGACAGGAACAGGGACAGAGAUAAAGAGCGGGAGAAAGAGAAGAAGCGGAAGCAUGGUCACAGCCACAGUAGCAGCAGGAAGCAUGAAGACAGGAAAGAAAAGAAGCAUAGAGAAAAGAGAGAGGAGAUGACCUUCUCAUCUUCUUCAUCAUCUUCCACUCAUUCCGGCUCCAGCCACAAGCGGCAUAAGGACGGCAAGAGCCAUAAGGAGAAGAAGGACCGCAGAAUUCUUGGUGACCUCAACCUCCAGAGCAAAGAGGGGUCCGACAAGAAUCGGAGUCAUAGUGACACAGAUAAAAAGAAACGUAAAGUGGGAUCUGGUGCCAGCUCCACCAGUGAAGGAGAACACGCAGAGUGUUCUUCUAAGCACAACAAAGCCUCAGAAUCUGGUUCUUCAUUAGGUUCAACAGACUUUAUGAAACUUAAGGCACUGUCAGAUGGGCCACCCAAGGAGCUGAAGAUUCGUCUGAUCAAAGUGGAGAGCGGUGACAGGGAGACCUUUAUUGCCUCUGAAGUGGAGGAAAAGAGGAUCCCACUGGAGGAAAUAAGCAUCAAGAACACUGCCAGUGAAAUCAUCAGGUCAUGCAAGGGGGCCAGAGUAAAAGGGAAGUUCAGAGAAUCUUACUUGCUCCCAGCCUUCUCUGUUAAGCCCAUCAUGACCACAGAGGAACCCAUUCCGAGAGAGAAACUCAAUCCUCCUACACCUAGCAUCUAUUUGGAGAGUAAGAGGGAUGCCUUCUCCCCUGUGCUGCUGCAAUUCUGUACAGACCCCAAGAAUCCUGUUACUGUCAUCAGAGGCUUGGCUGGAUCUCUCAGACUCAACCUGGGGCUGUUUUCCACAAAGUCACUGGUGGAAGCCAAUGCAGAGCAGGCAGUAGAAGUCAGGACUCAAGUUCAGCAGCCUGCCGAUGAGAACUGGGACCCCAGUGGGACCGGUCAGACAUGGCCCUGUGAGAGCAGCCGCUCCCACACCACCAUCGCUAAGUACGCCCAGUACCAGGCAUCAAGCUUCCAAGAGAGUCUGCAGGAGGAGAAGGGCAGCGAUGAGGAAGAUGACGACGACGAGGAGAAGGAGAAGAAGCCAUCCAAUAGUUCCGAUACUCCCAGCAAGGAUAUCUCGAAAGAAAGCAGCAGUUCUGAGCAGAAAACAGUGGGGAAGAUCAUUAAAUUUGGCACCAACAUUGACCUCUCAGAUCCCAAGAGGUGGAAGCCCCAGCUUCAAGAGUUGCAGAAGCUGCCCGCAUUUAUGCGUGUAGCAUCCAGUGGAAACAUGCUGAGCCACGUUGGACAUACAAUCCUAGGCAUGAACACUGUCCAGCUGUACAUGAAAGUCCCAGGGAGCCGAACACCAGGUCACCAAGAGAACAACAACUUCUGCUCAGUCAACAUCAACAUCGGCCCAGGAGACUGCGAGUGGUUCUCCGUCCAUGAGAACUACUGGCAAGCCAUCAGUGAUUUCUGUGAAAAGCACGGAGUGGACUACCUGACAGGCUCGUGGUGGCCAGUCUUGGAGGACCUCUACAACGCCAACAUCCCUGUGUACCGCUUCAUCCAACGGCCUGGAGACUUGGUGUGGAUCAAUGCUGGGACUGUUCACUGGGUUCAAGCUGUUGGCUGGUGCAACAACAUUGCCUGGAACGUUGGACCUCUCAAUGGUUACCAGUACCAGCUGGCCCUGGAGAGGUUUGAGUGGAAUGAAGUAAAGAAGGUCAAAUCCAUCGUCCCCAUGAUUCAUGUGUCCUGGAACGUGGCCCGCACUGUCAAAAUCACAGACCCAGACACCCACAAGAUGAUUAAGCACAGCCUGCUGCAGUCCAUAAAGCACAUCCAGAUCCUGCGGGACCAACUGGUGGCUGAAGGCAAGAAGAUUUCCUAUCAGAGUCGGGUCAAGGAUGAGCCCGCCUACUACUGCAACGAGUGUGACGUGGAAGUGUUCAAUUUGUUGUUCGUGACAAGUGAGAACAACAGCAGGAAGACAUAUGUGGUUCACUGUGAGGACUGCGCACGUCAGCGUAGCCCAAACCUGACCAACGUAGUGGUGCUGGAGCAGUACCGCAUAGAGGAGCUCAUGAACACAUAUGACUCCUUCAGCCUGGCCUCCUCGUCUCGGUGACAGAGCUCCCCUCCUGCGUCUCCUCAGCCAUAACCAAAACUCCUGCAAGCCAGGACAAAAGACAGUUUCACUUUGGUUUUCAACUUACCCUUUCAUUAUUUAAGAUUCAUCAUUUUUGCUACUACUACUGCUAAUACUUGCCGAACAGCCAGUUGAAUACGUUUACUCAUCAUUACUGUUUACAAGAAGAAAUACCAAGCCGCCAAUAACAUAGCAGUUUACUCUCAGAUGGUGCUUUCAACUUGAAACCCUGGCAGCAGUGACGUUGAGAACCGGGGGGGCAGUUGGUGCUGCCAUUGAACAAACUGCGGAGGGUAGUUGAUGGUUUCAAUGGCGUGUUUCCGUCUGUACCACAGAGAACUUUUUUUUUCUGUUGUUGUCGUCUUGAAUACUGAAAUUUGUACAUGCUGUUUGCAAUUUUUGUGGGGUGCUGUCUUUUUUAAAAUAAUUUAUUGUUUUUUCUAAACUAGAUCAGCCUAGAUAUAUACCACAUUGGCCUUGUAUUUAGAAAAGAGAGAAAAUGAAAAAUACUAAUAAUAGAGAUAUGAACAUUUUUCUAAAGCAUUAAGAAUUUUAAAAAAUACAAAUGUUUGGAAUGCUUCAAAACAUACGGGUUUUAAUGACUUUGGUUGUUUUUUUUGGGCGGGGGGGUCGUUUUGUCUUUCAGAUUUUUGUAUGUGUUGUAAAUCUUGUGUUUGUAUGAAUUAUACUUUGAUUUUCUCUUGAGAUUAAUAUUCAGUUGACACUCAUCAGGUCUUUUUUGUUCAUUUCUUCCAUUUCUGUAUGAACUAUCACUUUAGAAAAGAAAGGAAAAAAUCAUUGUCAUCUGGUGUUCGUUUUGGUGUUGUACCUCUAUUUUGUUCCAAUAUGCAGACUUCCUGAAUUUUGUUUUUGACAUUGUACCUUUAAUUUAAAAUGUUUCCUCUAUUUAUUGGAAAAUAAGUGUUCUCCCUUUUUUAAAUAGGGUUGUACAAGUUUUUAUUUUUCUCCUUAAUUUUCUUUUUUUUUUUUUGGUUUUUUUUUUUUUGGUUUUUUUAAUAGUGACCAUUUGAUCUCCAAGAAUUAAAAUGUGGGGGUUGUGUAUCCACGGGAAUGGAGGCUGCUGUUUCACUGGUGCUUGCCUCUCAACUCCUGCCUUUUCUCCUUAUAUAUAUUAAAUGAUAUCUUUAUCUUGAAUAUAACACCACCUUUCCUGUAGACAAUAGGCACACUGCUCACGUAGAGAAGAUGACUAACGGAAUGCUGUGUUUGUAUGCUCAUUAAGGAAAAAACAAAACGACUUUUUUCCAAAGCGUUUUGAGAAAGGGUAAUUUUUUUUUUUUAUGUAGGGGGCUUUUAGACCAGAUUUGAAUGAUUUUAUGAUAUUAUCUGUUAAAUAUGAUAACGGGAUAGAUGGUGCUAAAUGUUCUCUUUGAACAACUUUUUUUUCUGUUCUUCUUAAAAUGAGAAUUCUAUUUUUCCUGUUGCAAUAUUACCUUACCCCUUUCCUUCUAUUCGUGGUCAUUUAUUUAUAACUGCACUGUUUAGAGAAUUCACACAGACAUACCUGCAGACACACACACACACACACACCAAACUGAGCCAGACAUGUCUUAAACACUUGUGAAUUUGUGUGACAUUACUAUGACUAUUAAUAAUAAACGCUUUUUGAUAAAUCCAGAA